Messenger RNA from Cyprinodon variegatus (sheepshead minnow), 1096 nucleotides. RefSeq names its product ADP-ribosyl cyclase/cyclic ADP-ribose hydrolase 1-like. Bases 50 to 874 code for a protein of 274 amino acids. Gene Ontology annotation, molecular function: NAD+ nucleosidase activity; phosphorus-oxygen lyase activity. Gene Ontology annotation, biological process: positive regulation of B cell proliferation. Lineage: Eukaryota; Metazoa; Chordata; Actinopteri; Cyprinodontiformes; Cyprinodontidae. The record is from RefSeq and is a predicted model, not a curated record. The transcript is spliced from 8 exons. Gene Ontology annotation, cellular component: plasma membrane.
CACACAAUUCAGUCUGCUAGUAGUGUUCAGCUCCUAAAGGUUUAAAAAUAUGGAAAGCGGAGAGAUUCGCGGCUCUAGAAAGAAGAGCAGGAGACUUUGCUGUAUUGUGGCUGUACUUGCAGUGGUUCUUCUCCUAAUUAUUGCAAUCGCUUUAGGAGUGAGCUUGAGUCGCAGAGGCAAUGAGUUUAAAAACACCUUCAUGCAGAGAUGCGAGAAAUUCGAAGGGUAUAACUGUACAGAAAUAUGGGAUGCGUUUCAGAAAGCCUAUGUGGACCGAGAUCAAUGUGAUGUUCCCCCAGAGGCUUAUGACAGCCUUAUUGAAGCAGCCCCUUUGGAAACGUCCUGCAACAGAAUGAUGUUCUGGAGCAAAACAAAGGAUGUGGCCCAAGACUUAGCUGCGAAGGGGGACUGUUUCCUGACUGUGGAGAGGACACUGCUUGGAUCUGUCUUGGAUGGCCUAACAUGGUGUGGAAAGAGGGGCAGUGAUGAAACCCUCACUACUGGUUGUCCUGAAUGGAAUGAAUGUGUGAAAAACCCUGUUCGCUCCUUUUGGAACAGAGUCUCCGCUGCGUUUGGAGAUGCUGCUUGUGGGGAUGUCACUGCCAUGCUAAACGCUUCCAUUCCCACACCGUUCGACCCAAAAAGCAUUUUUGCCAGCAUUGAGGUGAAGAGAUUUAAGUCCUCCAAAGUGAAAAAACUGGAUAUUGUCCUGGUCACUGAGAUGAAUUCAGUGACGAACUGCACAAACAAAUCUUUACAAGACUUGCAGAACAUGCUGGAUAAAGGGAUCAUCUACAGCUGUUUGGAAGUGCAGAAGUCUCAGAUUCAGAAGUGCAGCUCUGACCCAAAUAAAUCCUGUGGUUCCUGCUGGUGACAUUGAAAGAAUCCUCUGAUGGAGCCGUUUUUUUUUUUGUUUUGUUUUGUUUUGUUUUUUUGUUUCUUAGUGAUAAACUUUUGUAACCAAACUUAGAAUCCUUUAGUAUUUGUAGCUCUGUUGAAAAUGGAAUAUGUCUUUUUACUAUUAAAAAGCUUAACUGGGGAAUCUUUUUUAAAUGUUACUUUUAUAAUAAAAGUGCUCAAAUUUUGGAAUAAAACA